Messenger RNA from Gigantopelta aegis, 2870 nucleotides. RefSeq lists its product as uncharacterized. The record is from RefSeq and is a predicted model, not a curated record. Lineage: Eukaryota; Metazoa; Mollusca; Gastropoda; Neomphalida; Peltospiridae. The coding region runs from base 314 to 1129 and encodes 271 amino acids. The transcript has 3 exons.
AUAUAGCGAAAUUAAUUGUGGUCUGAGGCCAUCUCCGAUUAUUCGACGCGCCCUAGUGAUGGGAGAUAACUAUAACAAUCUAGAUGACCUUGCCAUUGAAUGGAAAAAGAAAGAAAAAUCUGUCAAAAUUAAUUAUCUCUCUGCAAUGGCGCAUAAAUGCAUUCCUUGAAUGUAGCAUACGUAUUUGGCAAGUGACAUAUGUUUUAACAUCUUCGAAGCACUGACAACCUCGUCUUGAACUCUUGCAGGUCUUGCAUAAAUUCAGCUACAGGCCGGUGUUUUGAAAUGUGUUAUGUGAACUGACCGCUGCACGAUGAGUAAAGAGUUGCCUGGAGGGGCUCAAAAUGAUUCUAGUGUAUUCUCAUUGCUGCGUAACUUUGAUCGAUACAACGAUGACAAUUUCAAGCUGUCACAGACACCACCGGGAGGACUAAACUCACCUCCAAACAGUGCCACGCAGAAGAGUAGAUUCCCUACUCUGGAACAAGAGGACAAGAACACAGUAAUCAUUCAUACCAGUGGACCAUCAGUUGUGGGUUUCUCACCAGUAGGACCAUCUCCGGUAAAUUCCGACAAGCCCGGGAAUAUCCACGCCAGUGUCGGGCAGCCAAGUUAUGCUAUCAGUGACGAGGUCUUGAGAAGCAAACUCACAGCUGUGACUCCCGGCAGAUCAUCAGCAUCACAAGCUGCAUCACAGGCCCCACACAGCAGUGACCAGACAUCUCCUUCCUCUAAGACAAUAGCCAAGCUCUACGAGAAGGCUGUCGGCCGGACCUCUCAGUCCCAGCCCUCCUCUCCGCACAUUGUGCGAAGGAUGGUGAGAAUUUCAUCGAUGGACAACUUUGAGAAGAUUAGUGGAGGAAAAGGAGAGAUGAAGGAGGAGUUGGUGAUGGCCGGGAAGAGUCAGGUUGUGGCAGCAUCAGCAGCUUCUGUAGCAGUGGCUUCCUCUGAGCAGGAACAUGCCAAAAGGAUGUGUCCAGUUCCAGAGAUGAGUUCCGAUUCUAUGGACUCUGCGUUCCCACAGACUAACCGGUCACGAUCAGGGUUAGGGCAGUGGCUGUGGGGCAAGGAGUCAAAAGUGACAGUGAAAGAUAGGGAAAUGAAUUUCAUUUCACCUACCUCGUUUUGACGAAGUCGAGAAUGUUGUAUGUUAUAAUUUAUCCUGUUAAUGUGGACUGCUGAAAGGAGUUAAAAGUUAUUGUUAAGGACAGAGAAAUGAAUGUUAUUUCUCCUUCUUACUUUGUUUUCACUUAUUCAAUUGUUGUUCUCAGAAUGUAUGUUGUAAUUUAUUCUAUAUAUGUGUAUCAGUAAAAUCAGUAAAAUGGGUUGAAAGUUAUGGCAGAAGACAGAGAAAUGUAUUUCAUUUCAAAUAUGUUAUUCAAAUGUUGUAUUCAGAAUGUGAUGUACGUAUGUUAUAAUUUAUCCUCUUUGUGUAUCAGUAAAAUGGAUUGAAAGUUUUGGCAAAAGAAAGCGAAAUGAAAUGAUACGUUGUGUUCAAUUUUUUUAAUGUUGUAUUCAGAAUGUAAUAUACAGUAGAAUCUCGUCGGUUCGACCUUGGAAGGGUCGAACACACUGCAACGCUGAAACCAAAAAUGAGGUGCCGAGUUUUUUGUUCGGUAAACCCUUAUAUUAACUGCUGAAGGGUCGAACACAUCCAGGGUUGACUAUAAGCCUUUGCUCAAACUAAAUUAUCGGUCCCAUCUGUGUUAAUAGCUAUAUUUCCCUUGAACUUGUGAUCCAUCAAAUAUCAAAUGGUAAACCACCAAACAGGACUAACACUUGCUGCGCUUGUGCAGUUGAUUAUUACAACCUUCGGAUUAAUUAUUUAGGCGGAACAAGCUAUAAAAAGAAAUGUUUUAUUUAAUGACACAGCCAUAGAUGAAUCGGGGAAUCGCAACACUAGCCAUGCAAUCAUUUCAUUACCACACUUGUCAUGUUGUUUGUUAAGCGACUAUCGGUAAUGAUCUUUCAAGUACAGCUAGUGUUACCGCAACUGUUAGAUGAACCGUGAUACCAAUCAAACAAUUAGUGCACAAACGGGCCUCAGCAUAAAGCGUUACUUUGAAAACGACUACAUUUCUGGAAAGUGGACAGUGCUGGGUUUUUUAUUGUUGAAAUAUUCAAAUUGUUUGGUAAUAAAUUCAUGUAAAUACAGACUAAGAAUUUGCCAUUUAUUUAUUUUAUUUUAGUGCACUUACAUGUAUUACACAAUUUGUAUCUAAUUCAACUUUCUAACUGAUGUUACGGAAAUGUCCGAUGUUGAUCGAAUGGUUCGGUAGAACUACCCAAUGGGUUGAACACUUUCUUGAGCACCGACAAGGUUCGAGCCAAUGGGAUUCAACUGUAUGUUAUGAUUUAUCCUCUUUGUGUAUCAGUGAAAUGAGUCAAGUUAUGGCGAAAAUCAGAGAAUUAAUUUCAUUUCACGUACGUUUAAUUGUGUUCAGUUAUAUUCAGAUGUUGUAUUCAGAAUGUAAUGUUUGUUGUAAUUUAUCAUGUUUGUGUAGUGGUGAAAGAGUCUGAAAGACCGAGAAAGGACUUUCAUUUUACCUACUUUGUUUACAGUCAUUCAGAUGUUGAACUCAGAAUAGAUGUUUUUGAAUGUUGUACUCAGAAUAGAUUUUUUUCGAAUAUUGUACUCAGAAUAGAUGGAGAAAAGUUAAAGCUGCAGAAUCUAGUUUUUAGGCAGCACAAAAUAUAUUCAAGUAGUAAUUACCACUUUUUUUACCGUUAACUUACACAUGACUUACACCUUUAAAAUAUGUAAAUUUCUUCUUUUUGUCCUACCGGCCUCGGUGGCGUCGUGGCAGGCCAUCGGUCUACAGGCUGGUAGGUACUGGGUUCGGAUCCCAGUCGAGGCAUGGGAUUUUUAA